AUGAUCCGUGAAUUGACCAAGUUGGUGGGGAGUGACCCGGUGGAGUUCGACCACAGGGAGUAUGUUACUGAAGUGCCGGAGAAUACCACCCACGACCUGCUGCUGCGUCUGACUGCCCGGGUCCAGGUCCAAGCAGGUGACGGCGGUGGACGGGACGCUGGACAGUACGGCCGUCUCACCUACAGCGUAACGGGUGACGGUAUCUAUAACAACAGGUCGCGCUCCUGUUUCGCUGUCGACCCCGUCAAUGGCACCGUCCACGUGUUAAGGCCACUGGACAGGGACCCCCCACACGGACGGGCUCAGUGGCUCCUGAGGGUGACGGCGACGGACGGGCAGCUGGAGGCGCACACCGACGUACGCGUCAACCUGAAGGACGUCAACGACAACGCCCCUUACUUCCCCGCCCACACCACCACCGCCUCCAUCUCCGAGGACACACCCAAAGGAGCCUCCGUGGUGCAGGUGGUGGCCAGGGACCACGACGACCCCCAGGAGGCAGACAACGCCAGGGUGACGUACUCACUGGAGAAGAACGCUGUUGACGAGUCGUCCGGCAGCGCCAUCUUCAGUAUAAACAAUCAGCUGGGCCUCAUCACCACGGCGCUCUGCUGCCUUGACCGUGAGAAGACCCAGAGGUACACCAUCCAGGUGGUGGCUACUGACGGAGGUGGCCUCAAGGGUACAGGGACGGUGGUGGUGGAGGUGCAGGACGUGAACGACGUGCCGCCGAGGUUCUCACGCUCCGAGUGGACGCUGAACGUGUCCGAGAGCCUCACCCCCGACCACGUCCUGGCCACCCUCACCGUCGUCGACCAAGACGUGGCCAACAACUUCUCCUACAGGGUCAGUACCGCCCCCACACCCACUCCUACAGGGUCAGUACCUCCUCCACACCCACUCCUACAGGGUCAGUACCUCCCCCACACCCACUCCUACAGGGUCAGUACCUCCCCCACACCCACUCCUGAAGGGUGGUGCCCGGCAGUGGUGAUGGGUGGAAUGUUCGAAGUGGAGGACCGUGGUGGUGGUGGAGCCCCGGGAGGAGAACUGAGGGCGGUGGAGCCUCUAGACUACGAGGAUCCUCAACACAGACAAGAGUUCCGCUUCCAGGUGCAAGUCACGGAUAUGGGAGAGGAAGGAUGGAGUGUGGUGGGCCACGUAGCGGAGACGUGGGUGACGCUGCGUGUGGUGGAUGUGAACGACAACGACCCAGUGUUUAGUGAGGACCUGACCCACCUCACCCUGCCGGAGGACACGCCCCGCGGCACCCUCCUCACCACCUUCACCGCCCUUGACCCUGACCACGGAGGACAGAGUCGGGUGCAGUACAAGAUAGCGGAGGACAGUGACCCCGGGCGGCAGUUUGGGGUGGACGGGUCAGGGGCGGUGUGGCUGGUGGGCGGCCUCGACCGGGAGAGAGCGGACGCCCAUCGUGUGCUGGUGUGGGCGGUGGACGAUGGCGUGCCGCCCAGGACCGCUACAGCCACCCUUAACGUGAAGGUGACGGACGUGAACGACAACCCACCGUUCCUGGCGGAGCCGCGGCAGGUGGAGGUGAGGGAGAACAGCGGGGCGCAGGUGGUGGCCCGGGUGACGCUGGGGGACCCUGACGACUGGCGCCAGGGUCACGGGCCACCCUUUACCCUAACCCUUGACCCCAGGGCGCCCCACCACGUCACCAGCACCUUCACCGUCACCCACGACAGGAAAGGGGACGAGGGGCGCGGGGUGGGCGUGGUGUGGGCGCGGGCGGGGCUGGACCGGGAGGAGCGCCGCGCCCUGCUGGUGCCGCUGGUGGUGGGCGACGCUGGGUGGCCGCCCCUCUCCGCCACCGUCACCCUCACCGUCCACGUCGCCGACCUUAACGACAACCCCAUGACUCCCGCCGCCAAGACUGUCACUGUCCACACCCUCCAGCACCAGGGGGUGGUGGUGCCCCUGGGGAAGGUGUACGUGAGGGACCCGGAUGACUGGGACUCAGUAGACAAGAUCUACGCCUGGCGACACCGCCGCCAGCCUGGCUUCCUCCUCCACACCUCCACCGGCGACCUGACCAUGACCCCUGACACACCUGAUGGCCGGUAUGAGCUGAGGUUCAAGGUGAGUGACCUGAGCCAAGGUCAAAUGGACGUGGAGGCCAACGUGACAGUCCAGGUCAACUCCUUCGACCCCCGUGACGUCAUCGCCGCCACACCCUUAACCUUAGCAGCUGACAGCCACCAGGUCGUGAGGCAGGAAGGAGAGGCCGGAACAUCCAUACUCACUCGACUGGUGGCGGCUGUAAGGAUGUGGGUAGAUGGAGGUGGUGAGGGCGUGCGGUUGGUGUCGGUAGAACCAUUGGAAGGACACACCACGCCCACCACCCGGGUCUGGCUCACAUCAUCCGGGAUUCUCAACUUCGAUCAUCUUUUAAUGCAUAGGAAGUACGAGCUGAGUCAAGCCACCGGUGUUGAUAUCAGAGACGUGGGCGUGAUUACCUGUCAACGAGGUGCUCAAAAGGCCAAUCACACCGCCCACAAUUCCGCCCACACUGGAGGACAAGAGUUAAGGAGGUGUAUCAGUGGGUGUUGGGCGGCCUUGGGUGAGGGGUUCAGUGUGGUGGACGCCCACACCUCGGCCGUAGUGGGUCCCCGGGUGGAGGUCCUCACCACCUGUGGCUGUGGCAACACCGCACCUGCCCACCACACCAUCUGCACCCCCUACACCUGCCUCAAUGGCGGCAGGUGUGUGCCCACCUCCACGGGCACCAGGUGUAUAUGUCCCCACAACACCUGGGGUUCCCGCUGUAAGGUGGUCAUCAGACACUUCGAGGGUGGUGGGGGCGGGUGGGCGUGGGUGCCGCCCAUCCCGUCCUGUACCGAGGUCCACCUGAGUAUGGAGGUGCUCACCAGGUCUGGGGCGGCCACCCUGCUGUACUCGGGGUCAGACCAGGGGGCGGCGGGGGCUGUUAGUGACCUGCUGCUGCUGGAGCUGCGUCAGGGCCGCCCCUCCCUCCUGCUGGACCUGGGGGGCGGCCCCGUCACCCUCGUCCUCAACGCCUCUUACUCCCUCGCUGACAACACCUGGCACAGGAUCGACCUCAUCUGGAAGGACCAGACAGUGCAGCUGAUCGUGGACUUGUGUACGGGCGGCAGCCUAGACGAGGCCGCCACUCCGCCCUCCAGCCCCGCCCACAACCACUCUGCUCUGCCCUGCAAGAGUGCCGCCAGGUUGCCCCAAGUAGCGGGGAUCCUUAACACAAGUGGGCCGCUGCAAAUAGGUGGGCUGGCCCACCCGUCCCUACCCCACACCCUCCACGACGGCCCGUCGUCCCCCCGCCCACCUCCCUUCCGAGGAUGUAUCAAGAACCUGAGAGUGAACGGCCAGCUGGUGGACCUGGGUAGUGAGGUACUGAGCCGCGCCAGCUCUCCCGGGUGUGUCGCUGCUGACUGUCUCUCCAGCGGCCUCUACUGUGGCCUUCACGGCAGGUGUCAAGGUUCACCUGGAUCGCUGCGGUGUGAGUGCCAGCUCGGGUGGUCAGGGCCAGGGUGUGCCACACCCACUACGCCCACCACCUUCCUGCUCAACAGCUACGUCAAGUUGGCUCUCUCCUUCACCCCCCUCGGCUACACUACCUCCAUCUCCCUCAGGUUCAGGACGUGGAGGAGGAGAGGGCAGCUGGUGGCGUUGGCGUCACAACAUGGGCGUGACAGCUGGUCAGUAGAGGUGAUGGGCGGCCGCCUGUGUGUGGUGCUGCACCUCCACCCUCGACCCCAGACCUCCCUCUGUCUCUCCCGGGCCUCCCUCACCGACGGCCGCUGGCACUCCCUCACUGCUGCAAGGUACGGGUCGGCGACCUUUCUGACGGUGGAUGACGGGGACGGUGACCUGUACAACGCCUCCGUCGUGCUGGAGGGACGUCAGCUGCUGGAGGUGGACAAACAAGAGGGCGUCCACAUAGGAGGGUCGCCAGAGUUCCUGGACGUGAGCGUCUUUAAGAUCCAGAACGACUACUUUGAUGGAUGCAUGGACGACCUGCGGAUCUCAGGUCGUGGAGUGCCGCUGCCGCCUGCGGUCAACAGCACAGCGUGGGGUCAGGCGAGCGUGUUGAAGGACGUGGAGCAGGGGUGUGGCGCCCCUCCUGCCUGUGCCAACGUGUCCUGCAGGACCCCGCUCACUUGCGUCGACACCUGGAGGUCCUACCACUGCGGGUGUGGUGAGGGACGUGUGUUGACCAGCAGCCAGACCUCCUGUGACGACGAGGACGAGUGUGUGUGGCAGCCCUGUCUCAACGGUGGUUCCUGCUUCAACACCCAGCCAGGUUACGUGUGUGUGUGUCCGGCGGGGUUCAGUGGAAGACACUGUCACCUGCCACACGUGGAGGAGACAUCCCUCAAGCUGCCUCUUGGGAUUCUGGUCACCAUUGUUGUGUGGUGCAUCUUCCUGCUGCUGUUGAUCUGCGCCUUCCUGCUGCACCAGCACCACCGACGGUCCGCGCUACGCAGGGGCGCCCCCAACGACAAGGACGACACAGUCACCUGUAAAGAACAAGUAUCGCCGCCCUGCAGCCACACGCCCAACCUGCUGGAGCUGCAGCUGCUGAAGCCCCCGAGAGCCAACGGCCAGCCAGCCUGGACCAAGAACCCCAACAUUGCAGACGUGGACGUCCUACAGAUAGAAAUGUCCUCACCAGCCGCUAGCAAGGACGACACGACCCACCAGUUCCAGCAGGAGGGUGAUGGCGCCUCAGGUGAACCAGCGGCGCCACACCAGAGAGACAGACGCCAGGCUCCUGCGGCCACGGGAGGAGGAGCUGCUGACGUGGAGAGGAGACCGAGCAGGACCUGUCUUGGCAACCCUCCAGCCGGCGACGACCUGAGAAACUACGCUUAUGAAGGUGAAGGUUCUUCCCCAGGAUCACUGUCCUCAUGUCUGGAGAGUUGUAGCGGCAGCGCCAAGUUCUUAGUUGGCUUCCGUGAGGUGGCGCAUAUGGUGGAGUCCUGACACGUCAUUGGUUCCUGCUCUAACCAACCAGAGGACACAUCAGAAUCAGGCGCGAUAGUUACGACCAAUCACAGAGAAGGUUCAUCUAUAGCGACGAUCAUCCAGACUCCCAUUGGAGGAGAGAGGGAGAACACGACCUCUACUCUAGUCUCCGGUACUCUCUCACACCAGUCAACGAUGAUAUAACACUUCUACGAGUACCAACAUCCUCUAGACGCCCGAAAACUGCCAAGACAACAAGGACGCCGCCCUCUACCUCUCUAUGUGGAUUACUGACGACACCUCACCCACACACAAGGCUAUAUAGGGUACCCGUGUGCCUUUUGUUAGACCAGUUUAUGGGGGGAAGAUUAUGAAAAGUGAAUUAUUGUGGAUUACGAAUAUUAAGUCAUUUGUGAAUUCUCCUGCGGAUAACAGCUACGCCGUUUGUUAUGGAGAAUUGAUUUAUACUUCUUUAAUAUAAUGAGUUUAUUAAAGACAUUACUUUAUUUUGGUUUAUUCUCUUUCUUUCUUUCUUUCACCUUAACACAUUCAUACUCUCUCUCUCUCUCUCUCUCUCUCUCUCUCUAACACAAUUACAUACCAACCACACUCUCUCUCGUACUGUCACACACACACACACACACACACACACACACACACACACACACACACACACACACCCCUCUCUCCAUCUUGAUAUAUAACUUACAGAACCUAAGAUACAUACAUACAUACAUACAUACAUACAUACAUACACACAUACGUACAUACAUACAUACAUACAUACUUAAGACGUGACGACCAAGAGAUGAGGUUUGUGGUGCUGAGGUUAAUCUAAUACACUUGUGAAACUCUGCUGAGUCUAAGUGUGACAUACUGAGUCUUACCGCUAAAGGAACUUGUAUGUCAGAUAAGAUACAGAUAUUGAACAAUUUACACAAGGUGAACAAUUUUGAAGCAUAAAGUUAUCGUUAAUGAACAAAAAUAACUUAGAUACUUAAAGGACAUGAAUAGUAAUGAACAUGAAAGCUAUAAAAAAUGAACAAUGUUGACUAAUAAAAUAACAAGUGGUGAACAAUAUCAACUCAGAAACGUUAAAAUGAACAAAACUGAAACAUAAACUAACAGAAAAUGAACAAAUACCAUCGUUGACUUUACACCUGCACAUUAUUAACAGGUGACUACCAGGUGUAAACACUAAUGACUCAAAACUCCAAAGGUAGAUUUUCCAUUUUUCUAAAAUUAUUAACAAAAUAAAUUCGUGAUGUUGACA
This is a messenger RNA of Homarus americanus (American lobster), 6241 nucleotides long. RefSeq names its product putative neural-cadherin 2. Gene Ontology annotation, molecular function: cadherin binding; calcium ion binding. The transcript has 27 exons. The record is from RefSeq and is a predicted model, not a curated record. Bases 1 to 4986 code for a protein of 1661 amino acids. NCBI's taxonomy places the organism in Eukaryota, Metazoa, Arthropoda, Malacostraca, Decapoda, Nephropidae. Gene Ontology annotation, cellular component: plasma membrane; catenin complex. Gene Ontology annotation, biological process: homophilic cell-cell adhesion.